AGAAGAAGGGGCAGAUGUUAACGUGCAUGCUGAUGACUGCAGGAUAUUUGAUUCGAGAGCACGACAAUUAAUAAACAGUCUGUGUUUACAUCCUAACGUUAUCUAGGUAGUGUAUAUUUGAAGCAGUAAAAGAGCUACGCACACGCCUGCACAUUUGAAGAUGUCUGUAACGGAGAUGUUUAGCUUUAUCCAAGGAUUUUUGAGUGCCGAUCAAGAUAUUCGAGAGGACAUAAGAAAAGUCGUCCAAGUUCUGGAACAGACAGCGAGAGAGAUCCUCACCGUUCUUCAAAGUGUCCAUCAACCAUGUGGUUUCAAAGACAUUCCCAGCAAGUGUCUAAAGGCCAGAGAGCUGUUCUGCACUGUAAGAAACCACACUGGAGAGCUGAAAACUAAGUUCCCUGUUGAACAGUACUAUCGGUAUCAUGAACACUGGAGAUUUGUUCUUCAACGACUUGUCUUCCUUGCGGCUUUUGUGGUAUACCUGGAAAGCCAGUCCUUGGUUACACGUGAGGAAGUGGCUAAAAUACUUGGCAUUGAGGUCGACAGAGAAAAAGGGUUUCAUUUGGAUGUGGAAGACUAUCUAGCAGGAGUUCUUAUUUUGGCCAGUGAGCUGUCCAGGCUGGCAGUAAACAGCGUGACCGCAGGGGACUAUGGACGACCGCUUAGGAUCUCAAACUUCAUCAAUGAACUUGACUCUGGCUUUCGGUUGCUCAACUUAAAAAACGACCCUCUUCGCAAGCGCUACGAUGGCCUCAAGUACGAUCUGAAGAAGAUUGAGGAGGUGGUAUAUGAUCUUUCCAUCCGAGGCCUUACCAAGGAGCAGGAGGCUGGAGGAGAUAAGUAGAGGCGGCGUGGAAACACAAGAGGCCGCGGGGCACUACCCUGGCUGGGAUUCUGCAUGACUGCAAGAGUGGUUAAACCUGUCAGCGAGCAGGUGGUCGGGGGAAGAGGGGAAGGGAUGGAGGUUUUGAAGCCCCAGCAGCCUUGGCCGGUGUCUUUUAAACCACCUGCCCACCAUGACAGAGAUCAGUUCAGGUUUUAGUGGGGAGAUCUUCUCUUUCUCACUUUUGUUGAGAGAUGCUUAUGUACAGAUGCAUUUGUUUGCCCGUUUUUUUAACUGGAUGCUUUUUUAUUAUUAUUGAUGUUUUUGUCUCGGCUGUCUCUCUUGUGAAUCAUUGUACAGUCAAACAAGAAGGAAGAAAACAUUGUUGGGUGUUUUCAUAAAACAUAUUUAAGAAUGCUGUUAAAAACAAACGUUCUGUGUCUGUUUAGUAGCUUGUUCAGUCGAGACAUCAAGAUGUUUUCUUGAUGUUGAAUACGUAAAUAUUGCAUUUGACAUAACCUUGACUGUAACUGUAGGAUGAGUAAAUGAUGACAGAAUGUUCAUUUUUGGAUAAAUACAUGAGAUCAAAGUGAUUUCUUGCUUCGCAUAUUUGCUGGUUUAUCACUUUUUGGUUCAUGUUUUUUUCCUUUUGUUCUGGAUCUUAUGUUGUUGCAUGCUGAACUGUUGAACUCUUCCUGCAGAUAGUGUCCUAUCUGGAAGAACUUUGGAAAAAUAAUGCUUUGUGUUCUUGGUUUCUCCCUGAAGACCAAUUUCUCAGAGAGAUUUCUUAAACUUUUUUUUUUAGUAUUUGCAUUUGAAAUGCCUGUGUUUAUGUGGCAUUUGCUUGUUCAGUAAUGUUAUGUAAUAAAGAUUACACAUUGGGAAUAA
Messenger RNA from Cyprinus carpio (common carp), 1711 nucleotides. Its product is annotated as translin-like. Gene Ontology annotation, molecular function: single-stranded DNA binding; RNA binding; sequence-specific DNA binding. The record is from RefSeq and is a predicted model, not a curated record. Gene Ontology annotation, biological process: RNA metabolic process. NCBI's taxonomy places the organism in Eukaryota, Metazoa, Chordata, Actinopteri, Cypriniformes, Cyprinidae. Gene Ontology annotation, cellular component: cytoplasm; nucleus.